AUACAGUUUGUGGAAGAGGGUGCGAUAGACACCAUGUCCUUCAAGAGGGAGGGGGACGACUGGAGCCAGCUCAAUGUGCUCAAGAAGCGGAGAGUUGGGGAUUUGCUGGCCAGUUAUAUCCCAGAAGAUGAGGCAUUGAUGCUUCGAGACGGACGAUUUGCCUGUGCUGUCUGUCCCCACCGGCCUGUAUUGGAUACACUGACCAUGUUGACUGCUCACCGUUCAGGGAAGAGACACUUGGCCAGCCUGCAAGAUUUCUAUGGCAAGAAGCACCAGUGGAAAGAAGAACAGAAUCCAAAACAGCAGGAAGCAUGGAGAACUGAGAAGACAGGGGACCAGGCACCUCUGCUGACCCAGACCCGUUUAAUCACCCAAAGUGCCCUAUGCAGAGCCCCGAAUUACAACAGUUGCUGUCGACGGCAGAAGAACAGACCAGAAGCUCCUUCGCCCUCAGCUCCCCACCUCCCAGCUCGGCCCCCCCAGACUGAGGAACCUUCAGACAAGAAGGCUGGCAGAGCACCUAAGUCUGAGGGUGAUAUACAGGCCAAAAGGGAUUCAGCAGCAGCCCCAACCCCUGUGCCCUUGAGUCCUGCCAGACGAAGAGCAUUGGACCAUUAUCUGAUGCUGCGCAGCUCUGGUUGGAUCCAGGAUGGAAGAGGUCAAUGGGUAAAGGAUAAGAAUGUAGAGUUUGAUUCUGAUGAAGAAGAACCCCCAGAUCUCCCCUUGGAUUGAUACCCGAUCUCCCCACCUAUUUCAUUUAAAUAAAUCAGGGAAGAUGCUAGGAACCUAACUUCUUUCCUCCUCUGAGGUCUGGCUCUGUGUGCCAUACAACUAUCUCAGGUCCUUUUAACCCUGCAGGCUGCAGAACUCCCUAUACCACACCCGCCCCUUCCAGAGCCAUGCCAAGCGUCAGCUGCACCCAGCCGUCUGCCCUAUUAAUAAAGUAUAUAGGGCAGGACUCUGCCCUUUGAGUUGUCAGACACCUUCCCUACUUCAACUCCCCUUGCCCCCCCCCCCCCAUUUCCACAGGGGCUUUUCCUGCUUUCCAGCAGGGCUUAGCCAAAUUCAGGAGGUACUGAAGGAGCCAACACUGAGUGGAAAUAAAGAAGAGGAUGUGUGUGUUGGGGAAGCUCAGAGGCAUAAGGGGACUGGUAAAGGGAGGGAUUUCUCCCUCCCCGUAGAGGUAACCUGAGCCUAGAACCUCCUGAUCUCCAGGGUAUAAAUAAUCCCCUAGUGAACUGGCAGACACCCUGGGAAGGGGGGGUUGGUGUUUAAUGCCAAGAUCACCUCCCCAUUUUCCCAGUCCCAGGCCAAAGAAAGAGGCAGGUGAAGUGGGCAAAAAGACUUUUAUUUACAGGAAGGGGAGAUGGGAAUUCCAGCAUCCAGGGGUCCCAACUUCAAACAAUAGGGAAGGACAGCAUUAUGUCUUCUUCUGCUGCCGACCUGUGGAGGUAGGAGGAGUCAGGAAAUGGGUCUAUACCCAAGCUCUUGCUUUGAGCCUAUUCAGGAGAAUAAUGUUCCUUCAUUUAUUAUUUCCUCCCCAAGAACCAAAUGGAAGGUAGUGUCUUAGGACAUCUAACUUCUGUGCUCCUCUGUCCCCUUAAUAAAACAGUCAUCUGCUCCUAGAA
Molecule: messenger RNA, 1628 nt
Organism: Phascolarctos cinereus (koala)
Lineage: Eukaryota; Metazoa; Chordata; Mammalia; Diprotodontia; Phascolarctidae
Gene: SCNM1
Product: sodium channel modifier 1
Biological process (GO): RNA splicing
Cellular component (GO): nucleus
Source: RefSeq, a predicted model, not a curated record